GACGCCCCCUGCCCCCGCCCGCGCGAGCCGCGGCAGGCGCGGCAGGCGCGCCCGCGGCGCGGCCGCACCCCGCGCGGCUCCAGGCACCUGCCGCUGAUGGAGCCCGAGCUGGGGGAGGCCGCGGACCUGUGGGGCGACGCAGAGACCACGCUGCUGCCAAGGGAGCACACCGGCCAGAGUGCGGG
Molecule: messenger RNA, 185 nt
Organism: Prorocentrum cordatum
Lineage: Eukaryota; Dinophyceae; Prorocentrales; Prorocentraceae
Source: the annotation of a GenBank genome assembly